UCUCGGCCUUCUUCGAGGCAUCUGCCAGUAGUGUCUUCUGCACGCUGCCAUCAUCCCCUUCCCCCCCACCUUCUCUCUCUCUCUCGCUUCCCCUCUCUCAAUACCCCAAGUAGAACAACCAGGUACGCCGACGAGAGCCGAUCGAGAACUCUCUCCUCUCCCCCAAAGCAACAAGAUCUCUGCUCCCAUUCCUUCUUUCUUUUCCUUUUUCUUCUUUGCCCUUCUUUUUCGAGUCUUUGUCUUCCUUAAUCCAAUGCGGAUCGACCGGUUUCCGAAGCUCGAAUCCGUUUCUGUAUGCGUUUCAGGUUUUCUUGUUUCUUCAGUGGUUGCGUUUUGGUCCGCGCUUUUUCUGUUUCGUUGCCGUUUUGAUCGUUUGUUUUAUAUUGUUUCUGUGGGUCAAGGUUGAUGGCGUGCUUAGGGACACUGUUUCAUUGCUCUCCCGUUUAGCUCUUGGUUGGGUUUUAGUUAUUCGAGUUCUUGUUUGGUUUCCGAGCGGUGCCGUGCGUAUUCUUGGGUAUUGCUAGGGUUUUGAUCUCACAAGCAGCUGUAAUGUUGCCCCAAUCCGUGCACGCUUUGAGAUUUCGAACCCAGACGAUGAUGGUGUCUUUCGUUUUCUCUUGCACGGCGUCUCUUGUAAUCGAUCGAUGAUGACAAAGAUUGUCAUAACGUAGUUCGGUUUUCUUUUUUCCUUUUUUCAAUUGAUGUUUUUAGGUUGAAGUCUCCGUUCCUGAAUACUUCUUUCAAUGUAUUUUUCUGGGAUCCUUCUUUAUUUUCAUAAUUUGCUUGUUUGAUGAAUAUGUGUGUUCUUGGUUUUGGAUCCUUUUAUGUCAGAAAUAAAAGGGAAGCAAUUUGCGUGGUGAUUUUUAGGUUUUGAGGGAAAAUUAUCUCUUCGCAUCAUGUCUCGGCCGGCCCCCCUCCCUCCUCGCUGCCCCUUUCAGAAUAGGGGAGUGACACGCCGAGCAUUGGAAUCUAAACCUCAAACCACACAGACAGAUGAUAAAUUGUGCGCCAAGCACCAUAGGUUUCCUUCCCAUGGUUCCCUUCUAGAUGAGCAGCCUCUAUGGCUCGAUGACCUUUUGACCGACCCAGAGAUUAGUCCUAGAGGGAUCUCUCUGCAGAGAUCCUCGAGUGAUCCAGUAGCACUUCUGGAGGUGGCUACAAGUUUCCAUGGUCCUAUAUCUCCAAUUACUGAAGAAGAUGCUCUGUCCGAUGGUAUCCUCCAUGAAUCACGGGAGUCCGAGGAAGCCAGCGAAAUUGGUUAUGGGUUUGAGGUUGGGAACUGUGUGUAUGGGCCUAACUCGCCAAGGCAAAAGACUAAAAUGGACGACUUAGAGAGCUCGGUAGUGACUGCUUUGCUGAAAGAUGUUCCGAGCAACCCACUGCAGUAUCUAACUGUGGAUUAUCCAAGCACAUCUGUUAUAAAUGAGUUAAAUGAAAAAGAAGAUUCAACUUCAUCAGGCAAUCUUGAUUCCGAGAGUAUAUCAAGAAGAUACUUCUUCAGGCGCUCAGGUCAGCGUUCCAGGGUUCGUAAACUCCAAUAUAUUGCUGAACUUGAGAGAAGUGUUGACAUACUUCAGACACUGGGAGCAGAUUUGGCUGCAAGAGUUGCUUCUCUGUUUCAGUACCGUCUUGCUUUAUCUGUAGAAAACAAGAAACUAAGGCAGCAACUUGCUAGUCUUCAGCAGGAGAAAAUUAUCAAGCAUGGUCAGCAUCAGUCUCUGAAGAAUGAAGCAGAGAGGUUGAGAAUGAUUUAUGGGCGCCACCGGAGAAGCAAAAGUGCCGCCUCGUGCUUUGGUACAAGUCCGUCUGUCGUCGUCGAUCCUUCACCAAUCGAUUGGCAAACGUUGGACUUGGGAAAGCUCAGUCUUGGUGGGAACCAAGUUUCUAUGAAGCAUGGAUUAGGUCACUGAUGAAAGAAGACUGAAGAAUUCCAACACAACACCACACCGUCGUUUGCUUGCUAAAUCAGGUCUUGUAGCAGCAGACCCUUCCUUGCUUGCCAGAGGUAAAAACCUAAGACUUAGUAGUUGUUGCCGCCCAAUCUUUUCCCCUGCAAAUGUGUUUACUGUGUGCAUAAAUUUUGGCCUAAUUACCUGAACUUGUGAGCAAGGGAAACAAAUCGAGACAUGACGUAAUAUUAACUAGUAGCAGUGAUCUUGUUGUUGUA
Musa acuminata AAA Group (dessert banana) is the source of this 2167-nucleotide messenger RNA. RefSeq names its product basic leucine zipper 34-like. Lineage: Eukaryota; Viridiplantae; Streptophyta; Magnoliopsida; Zingiberales; Musaceae. Gene Ontology annotation, biological process: regulation of DNA-templated transcription. Gene Ontology annotation, molecular function: DNA-binding transcription factor activity. The record is from RefSeq and is a predicted model, not a curated record. Bases 897 to 1910 code for a protein of 337 amino acids. The transcript is spliced from 4 exons.